AUUAAUGUGUUAACCUAUUUAGACCCUUAAGCGAAUGUUGUUAACUUACACUACACAAAGUACACAUUAUUAAACAACCAUGUGGUGUUGUUAAAAUGUUUAAGAUAUUUAUACAGGGAGUAAAGAUGUCGCUAGCUGUAUAAAAUAGAACCUGGUAUUAAACAAGCUAUUAAUUUUGAAAUACAACAUCUCAUAUAGUGAAAUAGGAAGGACUAACACGCGUUUUUGCAAGCUGAUGAAACGUAACACAGUUACAACAUGUUAAUAAACUCAUAUUGGAACGUGUUUACACAGCAGUUAUAUGUUUAGAUUUCUGCAUAGAAUUCGCCAGCGUACGAUUAUAAAAACGCGUAAUGGUGAUCAAUACAGUAUACUGAAAGAAUUAUUCGUGGAAAUACCAUGUUCAGUUCUAUAUAUGUUUAUAUUUAUUACUAAUUGGAUAAAAUCUUCGCAAGAGAAAUGCCAAAUAAUGGGAUACAAGAGAUCGUCAGUUUGUCGUAGAAAACAGGUGCUGUUGUUUCUACUAUGCGUGUCCACGUUGUCAACAUACCUGACAGUCAAACUGGUGUAUGUACAUAGAGAAGUUCCCGUUGAUGAAGCCGCGAUCCAAUGGGAAGAGAAGAUGUGCAAAAAUUACAGUAGCCUUAUAGAUGGAAAAGAAAUUAAUACAGGAAAUAAUAAGAAAUAUUUGAUCACGUGGUAUAAUGUAUCUCCAUACAUAAAAUUACGACCAGAAGCCAUGGAAAGAAGUUUUAAGCCCUGUAAAUAUAACAACUGCGAAUUGUCUUUGUGUAAACGGACCGCAGAACUAAGUGACGCAGUUUUAUUUAAUGGCCGGAGACUUCCGAAAAAGUACGAGUAUAAACGACCUAUGGGUCAGAUAUGGAUUUUUGUCGAGGACGAAACUCCAUACACUUACGACUUUGAUACCGAGCAAUGGAGGACUAAAUUUUGGCGGCCUGCAUUUAACUGGACAAUGACUUAUGAUAGAAAAACAACAGAUAUAUAUUUAUCUAGUGGCGAGAUAUGGAAAAAGAAAUCCCCAGAUUCCCGUGAUUUUCUCAGCAUUGCUAAAAAUAAAACAAGAGGUGCAUUACUGAUAAGUUCUCACUGUAGCACAGAAUCUAAACGAACUGAGUAUGUGAAAGAACUACAAAAAUAUGUAGAUGUUGAUAUUUUAGGAUCGUGUGGCCGGAAGUGGGAAUGUGGUAUAAGAUGGGUUCAUGACGACUGUUUUGGAAUACUGAACACAACUUACAGAUUCUAUUUAGCGUUUGAAAACGCGCUCUGUCGGGACUACCGAACUGAAAAAUUCUUUGAAAAUUUCAAUUACGAUAUAAUUUUAGUGGAAAGGGCUGGUAUAUCAGCUGAAGAUAAGAUUGAACCAAAAGACGCGUAUAUCUCAACGAAAGACUUCCCCGAUGCUCAAAGUUUGGGGAAGCGUCUCAAAACACUUUCAGACGACAUUGACGAAUAUUCUAAAUUUUUAGAGAGAAAGAGUCAGUAUUAUUUUCCUGGGUUUCAGGAACCUUACCAAACUGCGUUAUGUAACUUGUGUGAAAAGAUGAACGCGCAAGAAAAAUACCACAGAAAUAUACCGGAUCUAUUAGAUGAGCAUGCGCAGCUUUUAACUUCCUGUAAAGAUCCGACAGACAUAGAAGUUGACGGAGGGUUUUUCAGAUGGUUAUUUAGAAAGUGGUAGUUCGGGAUUUUAAAAGGUCAUUUAAAGUAUUUAAAGGCUAAUUAUGCCUCAGAAAUGCUAUCAGUUUUAUUUCCCAAAAGCUUUUUUUGUAUCUUCUUACCAUUUCUAAAACAAAUAGAUCUACUCAUUUGCAAUAUACAUGGACAUUAUUUUGCUUCCUUUGCUCUUUGGCAAUUGGUAUACUUAUAGUGAAUUAAUAUUUUGUAUAAAAGUCAAAGUACUGCUUUGUUUACAUUUUCGUAGCUUUAUGACUCAUAACUGCACGUUCAGGGCUACUUUUUUUCAAUUGUUUAAACUUUAUAAAUCCUUUGAUAUCUAAACAUUUUUGAACAUAUAUUUGACAUUUCUUAAGAUUAAAAAAAUAUUGAUUUCUGAGACAGAAUGUGCCUUUAAGAAAACCCAUUAAUUGAGUAAUCUGUGAUUUACAGAUAAGUCAGUCAUGCUAAUAAAACAUUUUUGGAUUGCUUAGAGGAACCCACUGAGUUUUUGACAUGAGGGGGAGCAUUUUUUAUUUUUUUAAUUUUUAUUUAUCUUCAAUAACCAGAAUGAUCAUUUUUUUAUUGUGUAGACUUAUUUCAAGUCAUGCUCUGUUUCUCCGUUUUUCCAGGAAAAAUUAAUCAUUUUUCUUGUUCAAAAUGACCUAAAACUGAAAAGCUUUUAAAUGUUUUAACACGAAUCAUUUGACUGAGUUUUGGCUUAGAAUAGCACUUUAUGAUGAUUUUCCAUUAAUAUUCGUAUUAAGUUCUUUAACUCAGUUAAUCAAUGACGGAUGGUUAGUUUUUUAAGUUUUUUUUUAAAGUUUUUGUUUUGUUUUUGUUUUUAAGUUUUUUUAAGACUUUGGACCUAAGUGGAGCUAAAGCUUUGGUCCAAUAGUUGAAUAGUAUAUUGUCAUAUUGUAGAGAUAAUAUAUUCUCUGUUUGCAUAAUGCUUAAAGAUAAAAGCGUGCACUAAGAUAAAAGUGUGCACUUGUCUGUUUAAACCCUAGAUAUCAAGUGUAUAUAAAGGCAUUUUCACCUUGUUUAUUUCAUGCACAUUUUGUAUUAAAAUACAAUCAUAUAAAUCAUGUUUUGAAGGAACCAAAUACUACGCCCCAAAACCAUUAAAUUAGUCCUUUAUUACAUCGUAACCAUGCAUCAAGUGUUGUCAUCGUUAUCUUGGUUUAAGACCAAUUUGUAUCAUUCCAUGCAUAUUU
Molecule: messenger RNA, 2894 nt
Organism: Ruditapes philippinarum (Manila clam)
Lineage: Eukaryota; Metazoa; Mollusca; Bivalvia; Venerida; Veneridae
Product: glycoprotein 3-alpha-L-fucosyltransferase A-like
Exons: 3
Coding region: 302-1702 (466 amino acids)
Cellular component (GO): membrane
Molecular function (GO): alpha-(1->3)-fucosyltransferase activity
Source: RefSeq, a predicted model, not a curated record